Theileria equi strain WA is the source of this 1737-nucleotide messenger RNA. RefSeq lists its product as hypothetical. The transcript has a single exon. Bases 1 to 1737 code for a protein of 578 amino acids. The record is from RefSeq and is a predicted model, not a curated record. NCBI's taxonomy places the organism in Eukaryota, Apicomplexa, Aconoidasida, Piroplasmida, Theileriidae.
AUGAGGGUCAUAUUGCUCUUUUCCUGGCUAUACAUUCUCGGAAUAUCGCACUGCAUACUCCCCUUUGGGGAUUCCACCCUGACCCUUGACCUCUCGAGGUUCAACUCUCUUCGGUCACAGCCCAACAGGGGCGGAGUUCAAACAGACGAUGGAGUUGUUCAGGGGAUCCCGUACAAGUCCUUCUUUUUGAACAAUGGCAAGUCCUUUGGUGAGCUAACGGAGGGCAGAGUGACAAUCUGGGAGGCUGGUCAAGAUGAAAAAUGCACAGCCGUUAACUUGUACUACAAGGAGAGUGUGGAACUUCUCAGCAUAUACGUCAGAGGCAGUCAUGGGUCUCGUCUCGUGUGCUUUGAAAAAGUCGGUAGAACGUGGAAGAGCAUCUCCGAGAACAAAUUGGAGGCAAGACUGGAAGAACUCAGGACAUUACCGAUUUGUAUGGGCUCUCCAGACCGACCAAAUCCGGUCCUCUUUGAUCUCAAUGAUGUAAUUGUCACAGGGUACCACCAGACCCCCAGAGAAUAUGGACAUUUAGAGGAAACUGUAGAGCAGGGACAAAAAUCUGAAGGAGCUGAGGUAGAGGAGGAUGAAGACUCAGACGACGAAGAAUCGGAAGAUCUCACCAGGAGACUUGAAAACCACCUAUCUACAACAGUUAGAAAUUUGCUCCAGGGAAAAGGUACAAGGCAACAUCACAAUACAACUCUGGACAUUAGAAAGGCUCACGGUUCAAACUUUUGGGUUGCAGAGGCACCAAUAAAUGUGACAAUGUACAGAGGAUUCUUCCCAGAGGACGACUCCAUCAAAAAAAUAAUAGACGGUGAAACAGUCUUGUGGAGUGCAAGCGUAAGGGAUAGCUUCCAAAACGCAUGCACAUUCUCCACGCAUCAUCUAAUUCUCCUCAAGGUAAAUGCCAAGAGGGAAGGGAUAACAACUCCGCACUGUCUAGAGUUCAAAGAGGGUACAUGGAGAAUGAUAGAGUACAAGAAAUAUUCCGACAAACUUGCACAUAUUUUAACCAGAGGGGAGAAGAACAUUGAAAUUGACAUGGAAAGAGUGCCAGAAGAUUUGGGAAAUGUCCUAGACUAUGUCUCGGACGGAUAUAGAACCAUCUCCAUAUUCCCAUUUAAGCAAUUCAAGAUCAGGGGAGUCCAUUACAACUACACAAGCAUCUGGAGUUCCAUGGGUGAAGAAUUUUGCUCCUCCGCCACAAUUUACACUGAUGAAAACGUCUCCUUAUCCAGAGUAACUGUGGACGAUGGUCAAGAAAAGAGGGACCACUACUACUUGUUUUCCACCUAUGAAGGAAAUGUCGUCAAUCCAAAGUGGAAGGAAAUUACAUUUGAUGACCUUGCCGAGUACCUGAAGGACUUUAAAGACUCCCCCGAAAACCUAAAGUCUUUUGAAGCUGAACUCAAUAUUGACAAAGCUGAUGAGGAUACCGCCAGGACAAGAAUGCAUGUCAUUGACGGUGUCGUCACAAUCAAAAGGGAGCCUUUGCCAGCGAAUAGAAUUGUUAGAGUAGUAGAUUCUGAUGGUCCUAUCUGGGAAGCAAGAGAGAAUCAGAGAUGCCUCAGCUCAGAAUCCUAUUACAAAAGAGACCAUCUCACAAUCCUGAUUUUGCUUAUACAAACUGAUCAGGCGCUAGAGCUCAAGUAUCAUGAAAAGAUUGGAGAUACUUGGGGAGUUUUAAGGGACAAUGACAUUGAAGAAAAGAUCAACAGUUUGUAUGCGCACUAG